Messenger RNA from Saccoglossus kowalevskii, 6367 nucleotides. Its product is annotated as plasma membrane calcium-transporting ATPase 3. Gene Ontology annotation, biological process: calcium ion transmembrane transport; regulation of cytosolic calcium ion concentration. The record is from RefSeq and is a predicted model, not a curated record. Gene Ontology annotation, cellular component: plasma membrane; intracellular membrane-bounded organelle. Gene Ontology annotation, molecular function: ATP hydrolysis activity; ATP binding; PDZ domain binding. NCBI's taxonomy places the organism in Eukaryota, Metazoa, Hemichordata, Enteropneusta, Harrimaniidae.
AUUUGGAAGUGAUUAUCAUUGAUGUCUUGUGAAAAAAGACAGUUGCAGUCCACGUCUAUACUUGUGUUUUUUGCUGGAUAUUCUAGUAUAUUUUUAAAUGGUGUGACAGGAAUGAUUACCUCACUGCGAUCCUCGUUGAAGUAUAAUAUUUGAAUCCGAAGUUGCGGUGAGGUGGUAAAACUGCCGCCAUGGCAACCGAGCCCGAGAAGCUGGAGAACAGGUUUGGGAUAACCACCAAUGAGCUGAGGCAUCUUAUGGAAGUAAGAAGUCGUGAAGGCUUAGAAUACAUUAAAGAUACAUAUGGAGAUAUUUAUAAACUUUGUGAUAAAUUACAGACGUCAACAACAGAUGGUCUAUCAGGAACAAAAGCGGACUUAGAUAGACGGCGAGUUGUUUUUGGUGCAAAUGUUAUUCCACCCAAACCACCAAAGAGUUUCUUACGAUUAGUAUGGGAAGCACUUCAAGAUACUACUUUAAUUAUUUUAGAAAUAGCAGCAAUUAUUUCAUUAGGUCUGAGCUUUUACCAGCCCAAAGAUGAUUCUGUCGAAACUGAUUCGGGUGAACAGGAAGCCGGUUGGAUAGACGCAGUAGGCAUCUUAGUGGCGGUUAUUUUAGUAGUAUUUGUCACAGCGUUUAACGACUGGAAUAAAGAAAGAAAAUUUCGAGGUCUUCAAAAUAGGAUAGAACAAGAACAAAAUUUUGCUGUUAUUCGGGGCGGAGAAAGUUUACAAAUUAAUAACAAAGAAAUUGUAGUUGGCGAUAUAUGUCAGGUUAAGUAUGGUGACUUACUUCCAGCUGAUGGUGUUGUUAUUCAGUCUAAUGACUUGAAGAUUGAUGAAAGUUCAUUAACUGGAGAAUCAGAUCAAGUUAAGAAAGGACCACUAAGGGAUGUCCAUUUACUAUCAGGUACACAUGUGAUGGAAGGAAGUGGUAAGAUGGUAGUGACGGCUGUUGGCUUGAACUCACAAAAUGGUAUUAUAUUUGCUCUAUUGGGUGCUACUGAUGAACAAAUUGUUUCACAGAAGAGGAAAAAGAAGAAGAAGAAAGAUGAUUUAAAGAAAGCUGAAAGCAAGGACAUUGAUGAAGCUAUGAAGAAAACUGAUGGCGAUGCCAGUAGUAAAGUACUGGAUGGUAAAGCAGAUGGUGCAAUGAAUGAUGGGAUAGCAGAUGGCAAGAAAGAUGAGGAACUCAGUGAAGAUGAAGAGGAAGAAAUAAAAAAGAAAUUCAAGAUGCCAUCGGUUCCUAAGAAAGAGCAAUCAGUCCUGCAACUCAAGCUAACAAAGCUCGCAAUCCAGAUUGGAUAUGCAGGUUCAGCAAUAGCAGUUCUCACAAUACUUGUGUUGGUAUUGGGUUUUUGUAUUGAAACAUUUGCUAUUGAAAAUAAAUCAUGGAGUAACACCUACUGGACUGACUUAAUUGAUUAUUUCAUUAUUGGUGUAACAGUCUUGGUUGUUGCAGUACCUGAAGGAUUACCCCUUGCUGUAACUCUCUCCUUAGCUUAUUCUGUAACAAAAAUGACUAAAGACAAUAAUUUAGUGAGACAUUUAGAUGCUUGUGAGACCAUGGGAAACGCUACAGCUAUUUGUUCUGAUAAGACUGGAACAUUGACAACGAAUAGAAUGACAGUGGUACAAGCUUACAUCGGAGGCACUCAUUUUAAAACUGUUCCAGAGCGAAAUGACAUCUCUUCUAAAAUUUAUGAUAUUAUGUUACAUGCAAUCUCCAUCAAUAGUAGUUACACCUCCAAAGUUAUACCCCCUAAAGAAAGUGGACAGAUGCCAACUCAAGUCGGUAACAAAACUGAGUGUUCAUUGCUUGGAUUAAUUAAAGAGCUGGGUGGAGAUUAUGAUGCUAUUCGAGAUGAAUGGACUGAAGAAAAAUUUCACCAUGUCUACACCUUCAACUCUCUACGUAAAUCCAUGAGCACUGUGAUUCCUCUACCAAAUGGUGGUUUUAGACUAUUCAGUAAAGGUGCUUCAGAAAUAAUUCUUAAAAGAUGCUCAUCAAUAAUGGACGCUGAAGGUCAGCCGCAACCGUUUCUUCACACUGAUAGGGAAGCUAUCAUUCAUAAUGUCAUUGAACCCAUGGCUUGUGAUGGACUGAGGACGUUGAGUAUAGCUUAUCGAGACUUUCUUAAGGAGGAACCAGACUGGGACGAGGAGUCUAACAUUGUAACAAAUUUAACUUGUAUAGCUAUUGUUGGUAUCGAAGAUCCAGUUAGAACAGAGGUUCCUGAUGCCAUUGUAAAAUGUCAAAAUGCUGGUAUCACAGUACGUAUGGUAACAGGUGAUAACGUUAACACAGCUAGAUCUAUUGCCUCCAAGUGUGGCAUUCUAAAACCAGGAGAGGAUUUCUUAGUCUUAGAAGGAAAAGAGUUUAAUAGACGAAUCAGGGAUAACUAUGGAAUUAUUCAACAAGAGCUGUUGGACAAAAUCUGGCCAAAAUUACGGGUGCUAGCGAGGUCGUCGCCGACUGAUAAGCACACGUUAGUUAAGGGUAUUAUAGAUAGUAAAAUUAGCACUAAUCGUGAAGUUGUAGCGGUAACUGGUGAUGGUACAAAUGAUGGCCCUGCAUUGAAAAAAGCUGAUGUAGGCUUUGCCAUGGGCAUUGCUGGUACUGAUGUAGCUAAAGAAGCAUCUGAUAUUAUUCUUACGGAUGACAAUUUUACAAGUAUAGUUAAAGCUGUAAUGUGGGGUCGUAAUGUUUACGAUAGUAUUGCCAAGUUUCUUCAGUUUCAAUUGACGGUCAAUGUUGUAGCUGUUACAUUGGUGGUUAUUGGUGCUUGUACAAUUAAGGACAGUCCUCUGAAAGCUGUCCAGAUGUUAUGGGUUAAUUUAAUUAUGGACACUUUUGCAUCGUUAGCAUUGGCCACUGAACCGCCUACUGAAGAUUUACUUACACGUAAGCCGUAUGGACGUACAAAACCAUUGAUAUCUCGUACAAUGAUGAAGAAUAUAUUAGGCCACUCUGUUUAUCAACUGACUAUCCUGUUUUGUAUACUUUAUGCGGGCCAUUAUAUUUUUGAUAUUGAUAAUGGUAUUGGUAUAUCCCAUCCAACUGUACACUUUACACUUCUGUUCAAUACUUUUGUAAUGAUGCAAUUAUUUAAUGAAGUGAAUGCAAGGAAAAUACAUGACGAACGGAAUGUCUUUAAAGGUUUACACAACAAUCCUAUCUUUUUGGUUAUCCUUUUCGGAACGUUUGCUGUUCAGAUAGUUCUCAUUGAAGUUGGAGGUAUUGUGUUCCAUACGGUUCCUCUGACUGCUGAUCAGUGGAUGUGGUGCAUUUUUCUAGGCUGUGGGGAGUUGCUAUGGGCCCAGUUGAUGUGUACAAUACCUACAGCUAAGCUUCCCCGUAUCUGUAGUUAUGGUAGUGGGGACGCUGCUGAAGAAGUGCCAAGCAUUACUGAAGCCGAUGAUGGCGAUUCCAAGAUUGAGAUGAAGAGAGCUCAAAUCUUGUGGAUGAGAGGAUUGACACGAUUACAGCAACAAAUCCGCGUUGUGAAUGCAUUCCAAGCGGGGCUUGAAAGAAUGUCAGCAGACAAGAAAAGUCUUAAUUCUGUACAUGAAUUUAUGUCUCACAUCACAUCGGACUCAUACAAUCUGCCUAACAACCAAGAUGACGUGGACUCCAACCUUCAUAGUAUUGAAACAACCGUUUAAUAUGGUUGCUUGGUGGACGUGGACUUUGAUGGACUCCAUUUUAGAGUAUUGCAUGCUGAUCUGUUUGGGAUUCCCUCAGAUGCAACUUCAAUAUUUUUUUAUUUGUUUUGUCUUCUUUUUUUUUCAGCUUUGCUUUUAUGCUUUGAGAUAUGUUUUAACUACUUUAUGCUUUUAUGUUUUUUUUCUAAGAAAUAAUUUUCUUUAUCAUAGAUUCAGCAUAUUUUUUUUCCCCCCUUGUUUUGUUGAUUUUUUGCACUAUUUGUUUGUUGUUUCUCCGUUUGGGGCAUGUUUGGGGGUAAUUCCAAACCCUCUCACUAUCACCACACCCACAGACCCAUAACCCAUAACCACUUACCCAGCCGCAGAUCCACAUAACCAACCCACCCUACUUACAGCAUCCAAUCACUAACCAUCCUCUCCCCUCUCUAUUCCUGGAAUGGUCUACAUCACUGUCCAGUUUGUGAUUCAGCCUCUAUAUGGGACUGUUGUUUUAAUAGAUGAAGGUGUUGGUAGUUUACCUGUCGUCAUUGUUGUUCCUAAAAUUCCUAUAGCAAGGUAGCUUGUGUUAGCCUAGUUUUUUGUUUCUCCGAACAAACUAGCGAGUCCGACCCCCCUCCCACAACUCCCUCUGUUCAGACGUACUGAACAUCUUGUAAAUACGUGUUUAAAUUAGUCGUAUGACUAAUGUCUUACUCACAACUUGAGACUGAAUUUUAUUUAACAUCUUAUAAUAAUUGAAUAUCAGAAUGAACACCUAAUUUUGAUUGUUAUUGGGCCCUUCGUUUUUACCAUCCUAUCAUGAAUAUCAAUUUUCUUUUUAUUGUCACUUGUAACUUUUGUGUGGCAGGGUAUUUCUGACCUUGUGUAUAUAUAUAUGUUUAUCGGUUUUCACUAUUUACAGGUGAAUGGAAAGAUUUCUUCGCUCACUUGAGAUAUGCAAACAGCACGUUUUUUUCAAAGUAAAAAAAGUUUUGGGAUUUAAAAUGACAUAUAAAUAUCACCGUUAUUUUGUCUUUGUUGCUCAUGAUUAGUUAGAAGUCAAAAUAGAAUGCUCCUGCUGUUAAAUUAUGUUGCUUUCAAAUUAGCUACAAUGUAACCUCCAAUCAGAUACAAAUAUUUGCAAACUUUUCAGGGAUUUUGCAUCUCAUUUACAUCUGAUUAACAUUAUUAUUGCAUUUCCAAUCAAAUUUCUGUUAUUCAAUGCUUAUUUGCAUUUGUUCAUUUCCGUGUUCAGUGUAGCUCAUCCUAUCUCCAGUUCACACACUCACACGCUCACACGCACGCACACACACAUACACACACACACACACACACACACACACACACACACACACUCACUCACAUGUACUCAGAGUGUUUCAUCUCUAUUCUGACCAAGAGCUCUGUAAAUAUUUUUUUCUGAAUUUUGCUUAAUAUUUGUGUAAUUUUUUCCAUUUUGCACUUAUAAUGGAGAACACACAGCAAUAAGUUGUGGGAGUUUUCUUAUAUGAAAUGGUAGACUUUUUAGUAUCUUUCCACCAUUCAUAAUUAUAUUUCAGUGAAUGUUUUGUGAAAUGUGCAAUCAAUAUUAUUGAGUUGACUAUAAGUUAACUCCCUUGCACAUUGUUAACCAUUGUGUCAGACACGAUUCUAUUAUUUAUUUUAUUUUCUCAGGAUUGCUUAAAAAUGAAGAGUUGACAUAUCACUAUGGUGACUGUGUACAUUUUAAAAUGUGUCAAUAUUGUAUACGUGCCUGGUCUUUCACGUUCUUCUCGACAGUCAGGUUACAUCUCCAAAGCCAUCUGUAUUUUUGAACUGAUUGGGUUAUCACCGCAGUUCAGGAAUACAGAUAUCUUGGCGGUGCAACUUGAUUGUACGAGCUCAAAUGGUUUUGUUUUUUUAGGCAUUUCAGAUAGAUACUACACAGUUAACGAAGCAAACAUUGUUUAAAAUGAACUUUUAUUAUUUGCUAUAGAUUUCCUCUUGCCGAUGCAAGGUGGUUUUUCUUAAUUUUGUAAAAUUAAAAGUAGAUUUUUUUCACAUCGCCUCUUCUUAUAACAGUUUACAAACGCUGCUUGACAAUUUUUUAAGUGUAUCUACAACAUAAAAUAGCCAAGUGUUUUUUUGCCCAAUCAAAUCAGUUUUGAUAAAGUUGGGAAGUUAAUUGGUUGUGUAAAAUUAAGACUAAUCGGUGUUUUACAGUAUGUUUCCUAUAAACAAAAAAAAUCCAACUUAUUCUCUAGAUGUUUUGAGAGUAUGUACUGUGUAUGCGUACUGAAGUAAUUUGAUUAGAUGGUUUUCCAGCAAAUUGACAACUGAUUUCCCUUUCAUCUACUUGACUUUAAAUGGCUUUUGAAUUAAGUAGGACGUAGUUAAGACUUUAAAAAAAUGAAGAAAAGAAACGCGCUCUUAAUUUUUUGCAUCUUUCACUUUUUUACUAUGAGCAAUACAGUUGAAAUAACUCUAAUGUGCCAUAUCUCAUUCUUUGUGUGGCAAUACAUAAGAAUCUUUUUUUUAUUAAUCUGUUUAUUGCAGUAUGUUUCUUUAUCGAUAAUGUUUUAAUUUUAGGGGAAUAUUAUAAAUAUGAACAUUUGAGUUACAAUUUCAAACAGCAUUCAGCUUACUUGUUUUUUAGACUCCAAACUUUAGGUGUUCUAGUGCACAGUGCAGUCAAGUUGUAAUGUAAGCUUAUAUUUUAUACCAUAAAACCCAUCCUAUUAUACAUA